CCUAUAAACUUAAGCAUAUAAAAUUUUAUAAAUGUGCAUUAAGUGAACUAUCACAAUUUAAACCCAGGCUAUAGUAAAAUAGUAAAAUGUAAAUAAAUGAUCACUCUUAAUAAGUUUCUUUCUUUUACAUGUUUUUAACAAUCGCAGGACAUUAUGACACUAAACUUCAGUUUCUGUCAUUCUUAAUACUUAUUUUUUCUGUUUGUUUUAUGUGAUAUUUUAAGCAAGGGGAAUUUUGGAGAGAAGGAGAAAACAUCAGUAUGAAAAUGUUUGCAUUAUUGUCAAUCAAGUGUCUUUCUUUCUUUCUUUCUUUCUUUCUUAAUUUCUGAGUUAUUAAUUAAAUUUCUGAAUUAAGGAAUCACAAUAAAGAUCUCAAUGUGAGACUAGUCAUUACAGUCUUUGUUAUGUGUUCAUGACAUCUGGCCUCUAAGUGAAUUUUUGCAUAUUCUGCUGACUAACAAAUUGCAAAUUUGCGUUUCUAUAUAUUUAAGGAGUCUGCCUUACGACUGUACUUACUGACUUGCUUCCCACAGAAGAGAUGAAGAUUUUCUGGGUUGCUCUUUUCCUGUCAGCUCAUUGUGAGCUGACUUUAACUUUGAACAGGAAACACAUUUUUAUUAAUAAUGCCAAGACUUGGAGCGAUGCUCAGAAGUUUUGCAGAGAGAAUUAUGCCGACCUGUCCAUCAUAGACAGCCAAGUGGAACUUCUAAGGUUCAAAAACGAUUCAAAAAAUCAGAGAGCUGAUAGCACACAAAGCUGGAUUGGACUGAGCAAGCCCUCUGCUAAUGGCACAUGGGUGUGGAAUGAUGGAAGCGAUGAAAUUUCUAUGACAUGGCGGAUUGGUCAGCCGGACAGCCCAAAUACUGCCUUUUGUGGUAAGAGUUUAGGUGGUGAAUUGUAUGAUUACGAUUGUGCUAUUUUCUGCUAUAAGUGGGUGCCUGAACUGAUCCUGGUAAUGGAGAAGAAGAGCUGGGAGGAGGCUUUAGAACACUGCAGGACUCAAUACUCUGGCUUGGCCUCUCUGUCAACCAGUUUGCUUCACUUCCGAGCCAAUAAUGAGACUGUAGACUUGCAAACCCCCAGUGUGUGGACAGGUGUGCGCUUCCUGGCAGGCUCCUGGUUCUGGGUCAAUGGGGAGUCUCUGGGAAAUUUGGACCAGCUGCCAGAAUGCCCUGCCAGGCCCCUUUACUGUGGAUCUCAAAACCUGGCAGCUAAAAGUUGGGAGAACAGAGACUGUUCAGAGAAACUGAAUUUUGUAUGUUAUAAAAGAUCAGGGUAAGAACAAAAGCAUAUAUAUAUGUAUAUGUUUCAGUCAAUUGUGUCUGAUUGUUUA
Messenger RNA from Cyprinus carpio (common carp), 1333 nucleotides. Its product is annotated as putative C-type lectin domain family 20 member A. The record is from RefSeq and is a predicted model, not a curated record. NCBI's taxonomy places the organism in Eukaryota, Metazoa, Chordata, Actinopteri, Cypriniformes, Cyprinidae.